AUGCAUUCCUUCCCUGCCCUUUCCCAGACGGGUCGUCAGGCAGUCAUUUCUUCUGAGCACACAACGAACAAGCCUGAUGAGGCGACACCCCUCAUCGGUGGCGGCGCAGACAUUACGGAUCAGAUAGAAGAGAAGUGGAAGCCUGGGCCUGGGUUCAUUUGGAUUGAGAUUGCGAUCUUUUCGAAUGUCUUCCUCUCUGGCUUCGAUGGCACCAUCACGGCAUCGACGUAUGCCGUCAUUGGAUCUGAGUUCAACGCCGCCAACACAAUAUCGUGGCUUACAACAUCAUACCUGAUCACGAGCACUGCAUUCCAACCGCUCUAUGGACGAUUCUCUGAUGUCUUAGGGAGGCGGACCUGCUUUUUCACUGCGACUAUAACCUUCCUGCUUGGUUGUUUAGGCUGUGCUCUCGCACCAGAUAUAAUUACAUUGAACCUCAUGAGGGCACUGACUGGGUUAGGCGGAGGUGGGCUGAUGACCAUGGCGACCAUCAUAAAUUCAGACAUGAUACCCUUUAAAGAGAGAGGGAUGUAUCAAGCUUGCCAGAAUGUGCUCCAUGGCUUUGGAUCUAUCUGCGGAGCGUCUUUGGGGGGUCUCAUCGCAGACACUAUCGGCUGGCGUUGGUGCUUCCUCUGUCAAGUGCCUGUUUCACUGUUUGCAUUCACCGUGGGGCAUUUUGUCAUAAAGCAAGACGACAAGCAGUUAACAUCAGACGAGGAGGCCGCAACUGGUCCCGUACAUGCCUCGAGGUGGAAGCAAAUCGACGUCGGGGGGGCACUGUUCCUUGUCCUCGGACUUUCUGCGCAACUGGCGGCCUUAAGUAUGGGUGGCAAUGACUAUCCUUGGGGCGAUGCCCGAGUACUUACAGCUCUACUCGUGAGCAUACUUCUCCUCGUGGCCUUUGUACAAGUUGAGAUACGUACUGGAGCCCUUGCAGUGAUGCCCAUGUCUAUGCUGAAAGGAACUCUUGCUGUGUCGAAUCUUGUUAGCAACGUUUGCGUCGGGAUGGCAGCAUACUCGUUCUUGUUUGUGUUGCCACUUUUCUUCCAAGUUGUCCUCCAAGACAGUGCCUCACAGGCUGGGAUGCGGCUUGUCGUACCGUCAUUGGCAACACCUGUUGGUGGAGUGGUAUCGGGCAUAAUAAUGUCUCGCUGGGGUCGCCUGAGCGAGCUUGUUCGGACUGGAUGCUUGCUGAUGAUGGUUGGCAACGGCCUUGUCGCUUCCCUCAAAUACGAGGACUCAUCGUGGAAAUACCUGGUGUACUUAAUCCCAGCAAAUUUCGGCCAGGGCAUGUCAUACCCUGCCAUUCUUUUCACCUUCUUAGCUGCCUUUGAUCACGAUCAGCAAGCCGUUUCCACCUCAAUGGUAUACCUUUUCCGCUCUAUGGGCACAGUAUGGGGGGUUGCGGCGUCAUCUACAUUGAUCCAAAAUAUUCUCGCACAAGAUUUGCCAUCUGCGCUCCAGGGGAUGCCAGAUCAAGCCAAGCUCAUCGACGAGAUUCGGCACUCAGUCUCCGUGCUCAAGAAACUCCCACCCGACGUGCAGUUGGCCGCUCGUCAUGUCUACUACACGGCCCUUCGCUACGCAUUCAUCGCUAAUACGGCAGUUGCGGCCAUUGCUCUUGUAUCUGCAUUCUUUGCGAAAGGGAAAAGUCUCCACCGAUCCCGGUGA
Molecule: messenger RNA, 1671 nt
Organism: Exophiala spinifera
Lineage: Eukaryota; Fungi; Ascomycota; Eurotiomycetes; Chaetothyriales; Herpotrichiellaceae
Exons: 5
Coding region: 1-1671 (556 amino acids)
Biological process (GO): basic amino acid transport; transmembrane transport
Cellular component (GO): fungal-type vacuole membrane
Molecular function (GO): basic amino acid transmembrane transporter activity
Source: RefSeq, a predicted model, not a curated record